Condylostylus longicornis is the source of this 3514-nucleotide messenger RNA. RefSeq lists its product as uncharacterized. The transcript is spliced from 7 exons. The record is from RefSeq and is a predicted model, not a curated record. Gene Ontology annotation, molecular function: chromatin binding. The coding region runs from base 111 to 3110 and encodes 999 amino acids. Lineage: Eukaryota; Metazoa; Arthropoda; Insecta; Diptera; Dolichopodidae. Gene Ontology annotation, cellular component: nucleus; condensin complex. Gene Ontology annotation, biological process: meiotic chromosome condensation; mitotic sister chromatid separation.
UAAUUACUUGAUAAUAUAUUAAGUGAAAGAAAAAUCGAAAAAAAUAACAGCUCAUGCUAUAACACAAGCAGUUUUUUAAGUACAAUCAUAAUUCAUUCGUUUAAUACAUUAUGAUUAAUUUAAAAGAAACAUGUGCAAGAAAAAUUAUUACAAAGUCCUCACCCAAAAACUUUACAGGUUCCGAAGAGAACGAUUGUAAUGAAAUUAUUGACACCGUUGUAACACAAAACUGCAAAAUUAAUCGCUUAAUUGAAGAAAUUAAUACAAAUUAUACAAGAAAACAAAUAGCUGUUCUUUUUUUGGAAAUUGCAGAAAAACCAGAAAUAUGUACUAAUUUUAAUAUUUCUUUACCAUAUUAUUUGCAAAAGUACUUAUCAUGUUCAGCAGAUGAUGUUUGCUUAUCAGAAACUGGAGUAUUUAUUUUGUGCGCUGCUAAAAUAUAUUCACGAAGAGUUGAUAGUAUUUUUGAUAACAUCCAACAAAUGUUAGCUGGGAUUGAAAAAAGUUCCAAUGAAAUUCAAAAAAGUAAUUUAGAAAACAAUAACGAUAGUUUGGGGAAAGCAAAGGAUCAGUUAAAACUCACAAAAAGGCCAUCGAAAAGAAGUUUACCAAAAGAUGACACCUUGUAUGAAUCAGAAAUAGAACCAAAACUAUUUAAAAAGGCGGUUGAAGAAAAAAUCUGUGAUAAAAAUUUGACGACUAAUAUUUUUGAACCUCCAAAAAAUUAUUUUAGAUGUUUUAGAAAGUAUUUGGAAUAUAGGUUGAAUAACAAAAAAGUUCAAAAGGAUGGGUCAAGGCAAGAUGAAAGUGCAGAUCCAUUUCUAUAUAAAUAUUCAACUAUAGAAGAUUUUGACUAUGAAGAUGACAUAGAUUCUAAAAGAAAUUAUAAAACUCUUCAUGGACAUAUCGAACAUCGUUAUUCAACAGUGUUGUCUGAUAUUAAUUUUCUAAUGCAUUUUAAGGUAAAAGAUUUUGUUGAGGAAGAGCUUGAAGAAAUUGAAAGGCAGUUGUCGUUGGGUUUGCCGCAAACUCCAAAGCGAAAAUGGUAUUCCUUGUGUCAUAAUGAAUACAUUAACGGCCUCCUUGACUUAGAAAAUGAGGUUUUAGAAAAAGAGUUUGAUGCAAAUACCACUUUUUUUAAAAGACGGAGGAAAAGAAAUAAAACAAAUAACGAAAACGAAAAAACGGACGACACAAAUAUAGAUAAUGUUAUAUCAAAAAAUUCGAAAACAAAUACAGCAAAUUUUGACAAAGAAUCAGAAAUGAAAGCAAACAGUGAGUUUUUAACAAAUCAGGAAAAUGAAGACAAAAAUAUUUUUAAGCAAGACCAAAGUAUAACUAAUAUUAGUAAACUAACAAACCAAAUGCAAUAUACAGAAGACAGACAUAAAUUAUUAGUUUCAGAUAAAAUUUUGGCCGAACCUCAAAUAUCUUCCGAAAAAAGCAUGGGUUUUAAAGACUGUAACGUUUUGAAAGAAGAUGAUAAAAAAGAAGAAAAGCAUGAGCAGGAAAAAGUUGAAGAAACAAUCGAUCCAAAAAAAAUUAUAGUUCGUCUAAGUUGUGAUGACGAAGGUAUCUUUUUAAGUGAUCUAGAUGAUGUUCAAUCAGCUAUGAUAAAUCCAAAAGUAAUCGCGGUUGAUAUUCGCAAGUCGAUAGAUAAAGGGAUUGACUUUUUUUCCAUUAAUUUAGACAGAUCUUUAGAAAAUUUUCUAGGUUUAGACGAGACUGAAAAUGUGGAAGAAGAAAAAAUAUGUCCACUAAAUAUAUUUGGAAUUGAAAAUAAUUUCAUCAGUUAUAAAGAAGAUUUUUCUUUGCCAUUUGAUUUUUUUGUUAAAAAAAUACCAAUUAACUUGAAUAUCUUCAAAAUUCCUGAAAAGAAACUUAGAGUUUCAAAAAGUUUCUUUUUACCAGAAGAAUACAAUCUAUUUAAGUGUGACCGAUUAAAAAAGAGAACUCGAACGGAAAAAGGUCCAAGAAUAAUGAAGGAAUAUACCGAUUUUUUUUCUAAUCCCAUUUCCCUAUUAAACACUACAGAAGAGUCAGAUUUUUUGGGCUUUUCACAAGAAGAAAUUGAUUCAAAUAUAAUAACAAAACAGAAAAUCGAUGAAUAUAGACAGAGAACAGUAUCAACAGAUUCAGGGAUCUUUAUGUCCAAGGCUCUAAAUUCAUUUUCUUCAACAUUAGUUUCAAAUAUUUCACAAAAUGAUUCAGGAUAUUUUAACGAAAAAGAAGAAGACAAUUUGUCUAAAAUUAUAUCUACACUAAGUCAAGAUGAGUCAUCUAAGAGAUUAGAAAAAAGUUCAGUUGAAACUGCAAUUUUAACUGAAGCAAGCAAAUAUUCUGUAAAAAUUAUUGAUGUUCAAACUAUAAUACCUCCUCCAAUAGAUAGUAACAAAAUUUGUAACACCAGAGAAACAUGUGAAAAUGUAAAUGAAAUUAAUGCUGCCGAAAAUAUUGAAAGUAAUGCGCAAAAUAAUGAACUCAAUAAGCAAAUCAGUAAUCGAGAUGAAGAUGUGGAUUUUAUGGUUUCUGAAAAUGCUGAUGAAGGUUUUUCAAAUACUGCAAGCUUAAACGAAAAUUUGAUUCAAAAUCAAGAUUGUUUGGAAACAUUAAAAAUAACAGAAAAAAUAAAGCUUUGGCAUAAACAUCUUAAGCCAAUAUUAGCGAAAUCAAAAGGAAGACAUCAUUUUGACGUCUUUGAUUUAGGAACAGAAAUAAUGAAUGAAUUUUCUGCAAAAAAUAAUAACACAAUUGAUUUUUGCUCAGUUAUGGAAAGUAAAGACCCCAGUUUCACUUCACGAUACUUUUUAUCCAUGCUACUUCUUGCCAAUGCAAGCAAUAUUAAACUAAAUGUAAAGAAUAGAAACAUAACAAAACCCGCUUCACCAGAAGAUAUUGAAAUAAUUCUUUUAAGUACGAAACGGCACGUUGUGUCUGUAGAAGACAACAUUGGAAUGAUAAAUAAUAAAAAGAACUCUUCUGUACAAAAUAAUGUGCAAUUUUUUUCAAAACCUAGUAAAACAAUUAAGAAAAGUGUACAUAACGAUGAUAAUGACUCUGGGUUUUUCAGUAACUUAUCAAGCAUUUCUUCACAUAACGAUUCAAGAUAACUUUAAUAUUAUUAUUCUUGAUACGAAAAAUUAAAAACUAACAAAAUCUUUUUAAAUAAGUUUUGCUUAUGUUAUUUCAGAUAAUAACCUAUAAAAUAGUGUUUACCACAACACCUUUAAGCGGAAUUCUUCAAACUGUGAUUUGUAAAGUGUAUUCUCAAUAAGAAAAUUUAAAUAACUGACUUCAUAGUGUAAUUAGACAAAAAAAUUUGUACCUGCCACUUGAUUGGUAAAUUGGUUAUUUAUAUUUUUUAUGAGAAUCAAAAUUUGAAAAUUGUACACAUACCUUUUUUUUAAAUUCUUAAUAUUUUUGUUGUAUGCGAAAAACUGUAAGUAAUAUGCAUAAAAAAAGGAAUUAGUUAUAAAAUUCGAACACAAACAGAAUUAAAAAAAAAUAAUUUAAU